This is a messenger RNA of Kwoniella botswanensis, 1104 nucleotides long. RefSeq lists its product as uncharacterized. The coding region runs from base 1 to 1104 and encodes 367 amino acids. Lineage: Eukaryota; Fungi; Basidiomycota; Tremellomycetes; Tremellales; Cryptococcaceae. Gene Ontology annotation, biological process: protein import into peroxisome matrix. Gene Ontology annotation, molecular function: zinc ion binding. Gene Ontology annotation, cellular component: peroxisomal membrane. The record is from RefSeq and is a predicted model, not a curated record. The transcript is spliced from 6 exons.
AUGGACCAACCGGUAGCUUCAUCAUCCCGGCGUUCUUCGAUAAUUCACCAAGAAGAGGAAGAUCAUACUACUCGACUAACUCUUGAAAAUGCCUCUCAAGCUCAAAUAAUACGAGCUCAUCAAAGAGAUUCCAGUACGAUAUACCAGCUCAUUGAGCUAGUAUCGGAAAUCACUAGGAACACAGCUGGUACAAGAUGGUUAGCUCAGAAACAGAGUGUAAUAGAUAUACUCGUCAAAGGUUUGUAUCUCAGUCUGACCUUUGGCAGAGGAUAUUCGACUUUGGGAGAAGAAUAUACGGAUAUAUUGCCUUUUCAUCUGCGGAGGGGAAGAUUACCCUCAAAGAAGAGAAGGAUAAUAACGAUUCUACUCUUACUUCUACCUUCUAUGAUAUUCUCACCUAUGACUACCAAUUACCUACGAACGACUACAUCGAAUGAAGAGCAAACUCAACAAACGAGAUUGGAAAAAGUCAAGAGAGGAUUGAUCAGCUUGAUUGACUCUCCACUUGGACGAAUUAUACCUGAGAUACAUAUGAUAUUAUUCCUGUUUAGAGGGAAAUUCUUCGAAUUGGCUAGGAGAUUAACGGGAUUAUCAUAUGUAUCUACCCUUCCACCUAAACCUAUAGAAAGGAGAGCACCAUCAUACGAGCCUUUAGGUUUAUUGAUGCUAUUACCAUUUUUAUAUCGAUUAUCGACACAGCUCCAUUCAUCAAUAUCUUCUUCCUCUUCUUCCGAAGAGUUAUCUAAGCCACAAGGGCAUCUAGCAAUACCAACACCAUACAAAGAUGAUAUCCUCCCAUUAUCACCUCCCUUAACUCCACCUCUUACAGCUCGACAGACCAUCCUCUUAGAAUCGCACAAUACAGCUAAAUACGACGAGGCCAAUACAUAUCUCACUCCUGACGCGUUGGAGUUACCCGAGAGACAGUGUACCCUAUGUUUGGAGAGUAGGGGGACAGGUGAGGGGUCUGGUGGGACGACGGCCGUGACGGAAUGUGGACAUGUGUUCUGUUGGGGUUGUUUAGGGGGUUUGGAGAAGCUCGAAUGCCCAUUAUGUAGACAAUCCUUGCGGAUGGAACGUCUUGUAGCAGCUUAUAAUCUGUAG